This is a messenger RNA of Thlaspi arvense, 1056 nucleotides long. NCBI's taxonomy places the organism in Eukaryota, Viridiplantae, Streptophyta, Magnoliopsida, Brassicales, Brassicaceae. The record is from the annotation of a GenBank genome assembly.
GCGUACAACCCACGAGCCUUCGAUCUAUAUUAACCUAACAUAUCGUCUUCUCUAUCUCCGUACAUCAUCAUUAGGUACGUAACAUCAUGGUUCCACAAUACAAGACCGUGAACGAGAAAGACUCGACGGCUAAGCACAAGACCAACGGUCAUGGUGGUCGUAAUAAUAAUAAUCCUUACGUCCAAAUUUCUACUCCAACAUCGGCUUCUGAUAAGAGGUCGAAGGAUAAGUUUCUUGAGGUGUUGAAUCGGUGCGGGAAGAAAGUGGAAGAGGUGACUCGUAAGGCGGAAGCAUUAGCCGACGGUUUAAAAGAUCACCUGAAGUUUAGUCCAAGCAUAGGUGAUGCAGCAAUGGCUAGGCUUGCUCAAGGCACUAAAAUGUUCGUUGAAGGAGGACCAGAGAGGGUGUUUCAAAGAGAGUUUGGUCUCUUAGCCUCAGAGAAACUCUUAGAUUCGUUCGUUUGCUACAUAUCAACCACUUCAGGACCAGUGACCGGAAUGUUAUACAUUUCGAAUCGAAGGAUCACUUUCUGUAGCGAUUAUGCCAUCCGCCGUCCUUCUUCCGCCGGUGGAAGCGGUGUUCCGGCAUAUUACAAGGUGGUGAUGGAGAUGGAAAAGAUAAGGAGCAUUAAUUCAUCAUCGAAUGUGUUAAAGCCAAGCGAGAGGUAUGUGCAUGUGGUGACGCAAGAUGGGUUUGAGUUUUGGUUCAUGGGCUUCGUCUCCUAUGUCGAUGCUUUCAAUUGUCUCAACAAAGCUCGCCUCAAUUCCCAUAGUAAUUAUGCUAUGUAAUCAAAUUAUACAACUUUUAUUAUCACUAAACUAAUUAUAUAAAUGAUACAAUUCCCAUAUCUUUCUUUGUCUACUCAUAUAUAACUUGUAAGAAUUUGGGUCGUCAUGGACUUGAUCACGGUUGUUAUUAGAGUCAUUAGAGAUUAGUGUGUUAUCAGAUAUUUUGAUAUUGUAUGGUAUACGUGACUGAUCUAUUGUGUUCUGUAUCGAUAAACACUUUCACGAUAUGUAUAUAUGAUAUAUCCAUACUGCAACUCUAUGUCUAUCC